This is a messenger RNA of Amoebophrya sp. A25, 1524 nucleotides long. The record is from the annotation of a GenBank genome assembly. Lineage: Eukaryota; Dinophyceae; Syndiniales; Amoebophryaceae.
CUUAUAUCAUUUACAAAUAAAAAGUAGGUAACAAGGAGCAGGAUGAGGCUAUGCUUAAUAUCGAGCUGGACGUAUCUGAUGUCCCUCGUAAAUACAGGCUGAGAGGAGCAAUCCUGAGCAGUCAACAGAUACAGAUGAAUUAUUGACGGCCGUCUCUUUUGACACACUGUGAAAAAACUAUCUUGUCGCGCCAGUGAUAGAAGAUGACCACCAAAGACGCGCGAUGAUGAAGUUGUAAAAUUGGAUAGGACCACUCCCGAAGCUGAUAUCAGUUCGCACAGCGUUUUUCAGUGAUGACCCAUUUUUCGAAAUUCAACUGGUGAACUAGAAGAAGUGCAGAUGAAGAUGUGGCUGGUUUUCCUUCUUCUCGGAACAACUGCAGUUGUUGCCAGUGGCUCCGAUACAAGUACAACGGCCAAACAAUCUUGUGGGUUCAUUUAAGGCUAGAGAUUCUGACUCAUCAUCUUUGACGUCUUUGCGGCUCACGCAGUUGCUAAAAGAUGAUCGCGAAUGCAGUUGUUAAAAGUUGUUUUAAUUAGAUUUAGUACGUUAGUUCUUGAGCUUGAUCACUGUUACCUCAAGUCGAGCAUGCUGCUUAUGUUAUCGUGCAUAAUAUGUCUAAAUUAGACUUACUUAUAAGGGGGCUGGCCAGAGUCUAAUUCAUCCUCUCCAGCAAAGUAAGACCAAUCUAAUUUAUUCUCUCCAAAGACCAGGGUGCCAAUGUUCGCUGCAACGUACCGACGCAACACACAUGCAAGGAGGAGUCGGAGCUUGUGUCGUUCUGUCCUAGUGAGUUUACGGCUGAAAUUUUAGACAUCAAAUCAAAAUCGUGCUUGAUUUCAAGAAAUGUUUUUAUAGCAACAUCAUGCACUUCCAAUGAGUUACAAUAAGGAAACCAUGACUACAUACAAACUCCACUGAACCCACAAAAGUAAAUAGAAGAAGUUGCAGCGACGCUGUCUGUGUCCUCUCUCAAACCAAUUUAGUGCAUUGUUCUGGUAUUCGGUAGCCUGAUUUUGAUUAUAAGGGAAACAAGAAGAGAAUCCUUGUGAUCGAAUUCAGUUUAGCAAAUACCGGGGCCAUUCACUUCGAUAAUAACGAUAUCUCUAAAACUUGCCCCUUCGUGGACCGAUCGCAGUACUUUCCGUGUCUCGCAAAGUGCGUAAAAGAUGAUGGCUGCAAAGCUGGUCUCAAGGGUGUUGAGUUUCCGAACCCCAACGCGAAAGUGUGCGAAAUAUGUCAAGUGCUGGGAUGUGUCAGGUAAUCUUGGUUGACUAGUGAUCAUGAUCUUCAGCGAGUGCAAGCACAUGUACAAGUGCAUGCAAUUGUCGAAAGAUGAAUAGUACUACGAGUCGCAUUUUCUAGACGCAGUAGACUUGCAUAUAUCUCUAGGCGCAACUGCAACGCCCAGAAUGGUAAGGGCCAGCGAUGGUACAACUACAUCAUGUGUACUUUAUCGAGAAACUUUAUCGAGAAAUAACUUCCCUGCAUCUAGGUGCAGUGCCGACAACGGCAAAUGUGCGC